AUGGGUGAGGUGGAGCUGUCUUGUCGGGCCUAUGUGAAGAUGUUCCUGCACGCCUCUCUGUUCCCUCGGUGCAGCAUCAACGGGCUGCUGCUGUCCUCCAGCUCUGCAGGCGGGGCUGUGUGUGUGACAGACUGUGUCCCGCUGCUUCACUCCCACCUGCCCCUGGCUCCCAUCACCCAGCUGGCCCUGACACAGGUUGAUGUGUGGUGUUCACAGACUACAAGGAUAGUGGGAUACUAUCAGCCAACGCCUGUGGUGACAGACAGCAGCCCGACACCAUGUGCAAUGAAGAUAGCGGAUAAGAUUUCUGAGCAGUUUGACAGAUGCAGUUUUGUUAAUCUUGAUGGCAGUAAGAUGAGUUCAGACCGGGUUCCUCCCAUCGUGAUGUACGAGCGCAAAGAUUCAAGAUGGCUGCUCAAAGACAAACACACGAUAAUGCUGAGACAGUGGGACGAUCGGUCGAUAGCCACUCAGAUGCUGGAGUCGGGCGACCACUCGCUGUUGGUGGAUUUCGACAGCCACCUGGAUGACAUCACAAAGGACUGGACCAAUCAGAAACUGAAUACUAAGAUCGCCGAGCUCUCCUCUCCAGCCAAGGGAACAUCUAGACCGAGGUGGAGCCGUGUGUGUGGAGUGCAGAUGAAUUGAUGUUCUGACCCAACAUGUGAUUUUUAUAACAACCACACAGAGCUUGCUUUAUAUUUUAUUAGACUGAACAGGGCAUAACAUAGAACAUGCAUAAUAACAACAUAUUUACAUUUUGUAGACCCCCCCCCCCCCCGAGUGUGCCUUGUUGCAGCCCUUCUGAUUUAAAGGAAACAUUUACCUUAACAUAUUGCAAUGCACCUGUGGUAUUUUGUCUUUGUUAUAUUUAAUUGUUAUUUCUAUGUUGAUUACAGGCUCCAGGGGGUGGACAUAAUAACCGAAACACCUUCAAAUUACAAAAGUACUUGCAUUAAACAAAACUUUUAUGAGUGUUUCAGGUUAUCAUGAUUAAGGGUGAUGCUGAGCCUUUCAAUAAAGCAUUUCUUUGUGCAAACACUUUAAAUGCUCCUACAAAACCCUUUAUUAAACAGUAGUUUUUAAUUGUUUAUUAAUAUGUAUUUGUCAAAAACAUAUGACUUCCUGUGUGGCACCCAAGAGUGGGGGGUUCCUGUAUAAACAGACUACCUACACAUGUAUAUAAAAAAUAUGUCUUGAAAGGAGAAGUACUGACAAUACUAAAAACAUUGAUAAACACUUAAACAUGUCCAUUAUAUCUGCAUACAGUUACGGCAUAGUGUACAACCCAGGAUAUUUAGUUGAUAGUUAUUAUCUUUAAAUCUAUAUUUUAAAACAAUAUAUAUUAAAUGCUAAAUAUUCGACGCGUCAGCAGACUGUUUGUACUGCAAGACUUUGUAUUGGAACGGAGGACUGUUUCUGUUUCUCCAUUACCUAACAACUAUUGUAAAACAGUUUCAUGUCAUAGAGCAGAGUCAGGACUCUCAAAAAACUAAUCCCAAGCUUAAUCGUAUUCCCUCCAUAAAGGUACAUUAAGGUUAACUGGGGUACAACUUGUCAUUUUGGCAACUUUGAUAACAUAUUUUUUAACAGCAGUGUAAAAACUUUUUUUGACCUUUAAAAAUACAACCCAGUUAUCGUAAAUGUGUAACUGUUUGUGUUUAACUACAACAACCUAACAUGAUGAAUGAGAACCCUAAGAUUUGGGAGUUAACUAACAGACAUAACAUUAAAAAAAAGUGGUUAUUA
Molecule: messenger RNA, 1749 nt
Organism: Gymnodraco acuticeps
Lineage: Eukaryota; Metazoa; Chordata; Actinopteri; Perciformes; Bathydraconidae
Gene: emc9
Product: ER membrane protein complex subunit 9
Cellular component (GO): EMC complex
Source: RefSeq, a predicted model, not a curated record